This is a messenger RNA of Paramecium primaurelia, 1177 nucleotides long. NCBI's taxonomy places the organism in Eukaryota, Ciliophora, Oligohymenophorea, Peniculida, Parameciidae. The record is from the annotation of a GenBank genome assembly.
AUGUCAAAUCUAGAUCCUAACAUCUAUCCCCAUUUAAAAGUGAGUGUACCUUCAUUUUUAAUAAAAACUUACGAAAUAUUGGAAGUAUUUUGAGUAUAAUUCAUCAUUAAGAAUGAUUCAUUAACAAAUCUCAUAUCCUGGAAUAAUGAAGGGACAGCUUUUAUUGUCUAUAAUCCAAAUGAAUUGUCAUCUUAAGUCCUAGCAAAUUAUUUUAAACAUAAAAAUUAUCCUAGCUUUUUAAGGUAAUCAACAUUAUAAAUAUAGAUAACUAAACAUGUACAAUUUUAAAAAGACAAGAAAUCAAUAUGGAUUUAGUGAAUUUAGACAUAAAUGGUUCAGGAAAGGCUAAAAGUAUGAAAAAAUUAAAUCCUUAUCUCUAGAAACAUGAUAUAAUAUAUCAGACGUAGAAAUUAAGAGGAAUCAGAUAUAAAAAUAGAAACAAGAGAAUAAAAUCAAGAACUUGAUUAUUAUAAACAAGAACAUGAAAAUAUCAAAAUAUUGAUUUAAGAUCUUUAAGAGGGUCAUAAAGAAAUAAAAUAGAACUUGGCAAAAUCAAUAGAUUAAUCAACCUCUUUGAAUCGAUAAAAUUUUAUUACUAUGCAAGUAUUAAAAUCCAUAAUAAUUAGAAAAUUCAUUAAACUUAAUUAGAAUUUAAUAAAAAGUAUGAUUACGUGACCAUCAUGCUAACAAAUGUACUAACCAAUCUUCCAAAUAUAUGUAUAAUAUAAUCUUAAAAAACAGUAAACAAUUUUAAAGAAGUAUUUAAAUUUUGUUAAGACGAACCAAAUUUAUAGAAAACAUUAUAAUGUUAAGAAAAUGGAGCAUAAUCUCCAUACCCUUAAAUUUUACCCUAUAAUCAAUAUUAAUUUUAUACCUAAAAAUAAUAGCCAUGUAAAUUUUAUUGUUAUCAUAUUUCAAGAUUAUUUUUAUGAUUAGAAAUAAUGUUUUUACAAAAAUACUCCAUAAUUAGCCAUAACCGACAUGUAAAACAACUAUUAUUGUAAAAUUCUCUUUUAUUUUAUUAGCUCCAACCACAUUUUCAGUAUCAAACAGUCAACAAAAUUCUCCUUAUAGAUAUUCAAACAUACCAUAAUCAAAGUAUCUUAUAGAUUAUUCAAAUAUUGAAUAGGUAUAAAUUACAAUAUAAUUUUAGUAUAGCUUAAAUCAAUAAGUAUGA